This is a messenger RNA of Ictalurus furcatus (blue catfish), 6665 nucleotides long. It is a transcript of the gene tmem266, whose product is annotated as transmembrane protein 266. Bases 3722 to 5347 code for a protein of 541 amino acids. Gene Ontology annotation, biological process: monoatomic ion transport; transmembrane transport. Lineage: Eukaryota; Metazoa; Chordata; Actinopteri; Siluriformes; Ictaluridae. Gene Ontology annotation, molecular function: voltage-gated channel activity; monoatomic ion channel activity. The transcript has 12 exons. Gene Ontology annotation, cellular component: plasma membrane. The record is from RefSeq and is a predicted model, not a curated record.
UGACGAUAGCAACGAUCAUGCCUGUGUUAAAGCUGUUGUCUGAUGUGCUCUCCAGUUGGAAUUGCUCACACCUGCUGCCUACAUAGUUGUUAUUGCAUCUGCAAGGGAAAGUGAUCUCAUUGGUCCAUGCAAUGUGAGUAACAAUAACAGAUCUUGCUCAUUAAGGUAAACAAACUUGAUAUACAAUGCCGCUAGAAAGUGUGUGAACCCUUUACAAUGUCCUGUAUUUCUGCUGAAAUGUGAUCAGACCUACAUCUAUGUCUUAAAACUUAUAGAGAACUCAAUUAAACAAAUGAUGCAGAGAUGUUUUUACAUUUAUUUAUUAAGCAAAAUUGUGAUGAAAUUUAUGAGUUCAUUUAUAGGGGUAAUUGAAGUCAGGUGUUUCAGUCAAGGGGAUGACAAUCAGCCGUGAGUUUAGCAGGCCCUCCCAUGUUUCAAGAACAUAAGCUUGGGUCUUCACUAUCAAAGUCUGGCUUCACCACACAGGUUUAAGGAAGUGUGCUGUGCUUUGAUCAAAGGAGAUUCCUGAGGUUCUCAAAAAUAGAGUUAUCAUGCCUCGGAUCAAGGACAGCUUGCCAUUAUUGAUGGACCUAUGAAUUCUGAAUUGUACCAGCAAAUUCUACAGGAGAAUGUCAGGGUAUCUGUUCGUGAACUGAAGUUUAACCGUAAGUCUGUCAUUCAGCAAGACAACGACCCUAAGCACACAAGUAAAUCUACAAAGAAAUGGUUAAAGCAGAAGAAAUUUCACAUUUUGGAAUGGCCAAGUUAAAGUACAGACCUAAACCCAGUAGAAAUAUUGUGGAAUUACCUAAAAAGAGCAGUUUAUGCAAGGAAGCCCACCAACUUCACUGAGUUGAAGCAGUUUUGUAAGGAGGAAUGGGCCAAAACUGUUUGAAAAUGUUUGGUUGAAAUGUUUGGUUGAAGUUAUUGCUGCUCAAGUGGGUUACACAAGUUACUGAAUACAUAGGUUCACAUACUUUUUCCAAGAAAGAUAUUUUGUGUAAUUGGGUCCACUUUAAAUAGUUUUAGGACUUAGAUGAAGAUCUCAUCACAUUUCUGGUUUGCAGAAAUACAGAAAAUGGUAAAGGGUUCACAAACUUUCUAGCAGCACUGUAGAUGUAUGUUACAUGUGAUAUAAUUUAUGUGUAUGUGUGAACAUACGUGUAUAUAAAGUCUUCUGUAUGUGAAGAACAGUGGACUAUAUACACAUACAUAGAAAAUAACUUUGUGUGAUAACUAAUUAGAUGAUGAGAUGAUUAGUAAUUAUGUUAAGUUGUUCCAGAAAAAAAAUGCAGAUUCUGUGGGGUGAAACUAAAACAUUUUGAAACCCUGUUUAAUCACCAAGCUCAACAUUAUUCUUUGUAACCAUAUGUUUGCAGCUAUUACUGAGGGAAAAAAAGCAAACAGUGCUUACAUAUACACUAAGGGUUUUCAACCUUUUUUGACCAGUCACCCUAUAUUAAGUCCCCAAAAUUCUCAUGAUCCCACACCCCCAUCAUUUUUGUGAAGCCUUAAAUGAUAGGUAUUUGAAUAUUCUAGGUGCAUUUCUGUAAAAUAAACAUAGUUAGGCAACUUUCUUAUUUAAAUAUUAAGUUGAUCACACACAUUCACCCUCAGACAAUUAAUCUGAGUCAGUCCACCUACUGGCAGGUGGACUGGUAACCAGUCGGUAGGUGGAAGGAAACCGGAGAACCCGGAGGAAACCCAUGUGGACAAUUCGAGAACAUGCACAGGAACUCCAUGCAGACAGUAACCUGAGAACACGAUCAAACCAAGGAGCCUGGAGCUGUUCAUGGGGAGCCUGGAGUCUAUCCCAGGGGACAUGGAGCCCAAGGCGGGGGGCAACCUGGAUGGGGUGCCGGCCUAUCGCAGGGCACAAUCACACACACACACACACACACACACUCUCUCUCUCUCUCUCUCUCUCUCUCUCUCUCUCUCUCUCUCUCUCUCUCUUGCAAUUUGUUUUUUAAUGACUGCAGAUUUUCUGCAGAUUUGGAAUAAGAAGCAGCAUGUGAUGUUAUCACAAUGCGCAUUCAGCAAAAGCCCUCUUCAAUUCAGGUGCAUCAAACAUGAGUACAGCUAAAAGGUCUCAUUUAGCUACCAACAAACAUCACUGCAAAUUCAAGUAGUUUUCCCACAAAAAGAGCACAAAAUCAUAAUCAAGCAUUUUUGGCUGCAAAACUCCUGUGCAAAAUCCUGUACGGACGUUCAGUAUGAGCAUAUUGUAAAUCAUAGUCCUGGAUGAGCACAGGAUAGUCAUUAUCAUUACAGCAGCAGUUCUUAGGUACAAGUCUACAGUAUCCAGACAAGAGUGUCCACUGAAUCAAGGGUGAGUAGUGGGCAAAAACAGGUUUCGGGAAAUAUUUAGGGUAUCCAUGUGGGACCGUCCAGAGCAGCAGAAGGUGAGUCACAUGUUCAGAAAGUAGAGCAUUAGUAUGAAUCAGACAAGUCCAAAGAGUGUGAGAGGACACACAGCAGUAGAAACGUGUCAGGAUCAGGCACAGUUUAGAAAAGCAUCAACUCAGACACAGAGAAACUACAGAUUAUGGUAUGUCUAAUCUACACUGGUUUAAGAGGAGGCAAGUGGGGACUAUUUAAAAAAUUAAGCCUUUCCCGCCAAAUCACCAUGGCAACGUUGGCAUGACGUUUACCGACUAUCACCCGUUGAGUUCUGCAUUAAUGUUCUUUAUUUUUCAUGUAGAACAUGUGGAAGUUAAAUUACACACACACACACACACACACACGUUAGCCGUUUAUAAAUAAUUGCAGAAGCAUUUAUUUGCGUGAUGUCAGUUGAAUCACGACCUCUUUUAUCCGUGAUUGUGAUUGAAUGACAAACGUUUACACCAAUUGGCAUAGAGAAGUGGCUGUCAUCAUGGUUUUUCUCCACUAGGCGAAGGAGGGGAAACGUCUGUAGAUACGCAGCUCGACUACUCACAUUUCAAUGAGCUGAACCGUAUUUUGAAGGACUCGAGCUCACUGACAAACGCACGUUUAACUAAACUGCUCGACACUCCAGCAUGCAGUGAUGGCUGCGUGUUUACCAGGCGCACUCGUAAUCCAGCGGACAGCUGUUGGUUAUUUCUGAGCAGCUGGACUCUGGGUUUUAAUGCUCGGUUGGACACGCGGAGUCCCCAGAGUGAUUGUCGGGGAAGCCCUCAUCCCUCAUCCUCACACUGAGCCGAGCAGGCACACAAUGCCCUCCUCCUCCACCCCCUCCUCCUCCGCGCUCACGGAUUCUGCUGAUGCUGAUCCUCUCCGUUUACUCGCCAGCGGACUGCUCACAGCAUCUCGGUGAACGAUGAUCGCAUUACAGAUCGGGCUCGGUAGUCUUACCCUUUUUUUCUUCGGAGGUGCAGAAGAAGCAGAAUCAGAGCGGAUGCUUGGCAAGGAUAACAGUCGCAGCCUACACACAGAAAGCUCUGAGCACCGAGCAUCGGCUAGGCAUACAUCUCUAUCAUCCUCCUCCUCCUCCUCCUCCUCAAUAUCAUCAUCAGUAUUACUAGAGCAAGAGAGACACGACUGAACUUCCGAUGAUGUAUUUAACAAAAAGGUUUGGUAUGCGUGUGGUCAUCCCCAUCUGGAACAACUAGGAUCUUCAAUUUAGGAGAAGUUUUUUAUUUUAUUUUUUUAUUAUUAUUAUUAUUAUUAUUAAUUUAUUUGUUUAUUUUAUUUUUGUGGGGAGGAAGUCUGGUCCCUGUCCACUGCAGUCUUCAUCAUGAGCCACCCACAGCCAUCUCAGCCGUCCGCAGCACCUGACCUGGAAGUGAUCUCCCAGCAGGUGGAGGAUGAAGGCCAGUGCAUGGCUCCAGUGCAACUGGUCAGCUUUGCUUACCGAGAUCUCCCUCUGGCCGCACUCGACAUCUCACUGGCUGGCUCUCAGCUUAUCUCCAACCUGGAUGAAGAGGAGAAUAGAGAAGGGUCUAACUGGCUAAAGCCAUGUUGUGGGAGGAGGGCAGCUCUUUGGCAGGUGUGUUUGCUGAGUGCAGGUUUUAACUGUUUGCUGGUGGCUUGUGUUAUUCUGGUGGUGGUGCUGCUGACUCUGGAGCUGCUCAUCGACACCCGGCUUCUACAGUUUACCAACGCGUCCCAGUUUGCUGGUAUUAUUCACUGGAUCAGCCUGGUCAUUCUCUCCAUUUUCUUCACUGAGACUGUCUUCAGGAUUGUGGUGCUGGGGAUAUGGGAUUACAUAGAGAACAAAGUUGAGGUGUUUGAUGGUGCUGUGAUCGUGCUCUCUUUGGCCCCAAUGGUUGCCUCCACCGUUGCUAAUGGACCCAGCAGCCCCUGGGAUGCCAUUAGCCUCAUCAUCACCCUUCGCAUAUGGAGGGUCAAGAGAAUUAUUGAUGCGUACGUGCUGCAGGUGAAGGUGGAGAUGGAGAUGGAGCUUCAGCAGUAUGAGAAGGCUAAAGCCGUGCGGGAGGAGCAGCUAGAGAGGCUCACACAGAUCUGUCAAGAGCAGGCGUUUGAGAUCAGGCAGUUGCGGGCUCACCUAGCUCAGCAGGACCUGGAUCUAGUUGCAGAGCGAGAGGCUGCUAUGCAGAUCCACCAUGUAUGGGGAAAGCAGAGCAGCAGCUUUCAGGAAGUGGAUGGACUCAGACCUGCAGCCUCCGACAAUGAGGGCAGAGGCAAGAGGAGAGAGCCAGGAGCUCCUACAGAAAAUAUCACUCAAGAUGACAUGAACAAUUACAUCAGCCAGUAUUACAGCGAGCCAAGUAGUGAUAUUGGGAUGCCAGAGCCAGGUGCACGCAUUAUAACGACUGCAGCCAUAGAUGUGCACCUGCCCACUAACCCAUGCCAGUUGCCUCCAUCUCUGGUGAGCACUGAAGGACCAGGCAGCUCAGUGAGUGAGGCUCCCAGCAGCACAGUGUCCCGCUCCAGCUGCAGCUUCUCAGCACGUCAGCACAGCGUCAGCAGCCAUACAUUGGCCUCCAGUAGCGAGUGCAGCUCCACCGUACGUGAGGCCUCCACCUCUGACUACAGCGCCCAGCACUGCUGCCCACCGCCUUACUGCAGCCCACUGACGCUAGGCACACAGGGAGGAGGGCACAACCCCAGCGCUGUGGUCCAGGAGCUUCUCUCAUCCCUGUCUGAAGAUUCGUGUCUGGCCCAGAAGGGCAGAGUGAACCCCCUUAACCUGAAGCUCCCCAGUCCAGCUGGCUCAGCUAAGGCCAGCCCCGAGCUGGAGCACAGGGUCAAAAUUUACAAUAAGAGGAACCAAGAGAGUCUGGCUGUGUUCCAAACCAAGCCGUUGAUCCACCUGCAGGGAAAUGAGCCACUGCUAGACGAGAAGUACAGACUCAUGGGGCCUGCAGAUGCUCCGAUGACUCACAUGCCGGAUACGUAGGGUAUGGAGUGCAGCGGCAUGGCCACCAUCACCAGCUGAAGCAGCUUCCCUCUCUCUUUCUCUCUCUCUCUCUCUCUCUCAGCCAGCACUGUUCACGCUGACUCCCAGGCUUCUUGCUCUCUAGAAGUGCACACUGAGCGACACACUAAAGGACUUUGCUCUCAGUUGCCUUCUCCAGAGGGGUUUCCCAACUUCAUGGUGAGGAAUUGUUGGCACAUGUCCUCCCCUUUCUAUUGAACUCAGCAAAACACUUAAACAGUGUGUGUGUGUCCCUCCUGCCAAAAUUGCACAACCUUCCAGAGCCCAGGGAGAGGCACUUUGGGAGCCAUCACUGGAACAUUCAUCAGGAAUUUCCUACUUCAACGUUCGUCCGUGUUCGGUGACCGUCUGAAACCAGCAAUGGGAUACAAAUGCACUCGAGCUUUCAGACAGGCACGUAGUAUAGAAAUGAGGCGGGAAUACUUGUGAUUCUUUGUGCUCUUAUUUCAGGGUUUGGUUUAGGUGAUGGGUCAACGAGGUAACUGUUUUUAUUCGUUUUAUUUAUAUGAAUAAUAACACAAUGUACAGUACAGGCCUACUGAUCCGACUGCUGCAGGGUUACAUUUGAUCUGUGUUCAAAUGUGUCGAGCUGUGUUACUCAGCCAAAUUUCUUACCUUCGCCUUUCUUACUGAUGCUAACGUUUGUAUUCAAAAUUCUAUGACUGGAACAAAGCACGCAACUCAAGUAUUUUUAAAAACCUGCUUAGAUUUAAUUUGAUGGGGGGAAAAAAAUUCAGGAAUAUAAUUUUAGUAGGUUUUUAUGAGGAAUGAUGGGUAAGAAUGUUGUCUUAAGCCCUAACAUUAACCCCAUCCUUAUAGCAUGAGCCUUUGAGAAUAAAAUUUCUGCUUUUUGAUUGAGGCUGACUAAUCCUGUAUUGUUGAUUAAGGCAUUUUAUAUAACUGAUAAUGGGAGAAAUUGUAAAGCAAAUAAAAAUUGGUAAAUUCAUUGAAUCUGGUGGUUUUCUGCAUUUGUUUAAGCGUGGUCAUGUGGAGUAUAUAAAUAUUACAGCUAUUCUGGAAAGUGUAAACAGAGAAAAGAAGAGCAGACUGUGACUAACUGUUUUGCGAAACAGAUUUUUUUUUUUAUUAUUUAAAUGAUUUAUUACAAACUGUAAGUCCAGACCAGACAACUAAAUGUGAAAUUAGCUUACUUUGUCUAAGUGCACUGAAAUGAAAGAGCAUGUCCAUUAAUGAAAGCAAUUGAAACCUGCUUUAAAAUUAUGUAUCACGUUUUUCUUUCAUGAAGCGGCCUUUAAAUAAAAAUCAAACUAAAAAUGGA